Molecule: messenger RNA, 654 nt
Organism: Erpetoichthys calabaricus (reedfish)
Lineage: Eukaryota; Metazoa; Chordata; Cladistia; Polypteriformes; Polypteridae
Product: oxytocin-neurophysin 1-like
Exons: 3
Coding region: 45-503 (152 amino acids)
Cellular component (GO): extracellular region; secretory granule
Molecular function (GO): neurohypophyseal hormone activity
Source: RefSeq, a predicted model, not a curated record
AAUUUUCAGAAUUUCAUUCAAAAUUCAGACCUAAAGCAGAAGCCAUGCCGGGUGCUUCGACUAUCUGUUUCAUAAGUCUUCUGGCUGCGUCUACAGCAUGCUACAUUUCCAACUGCCCAAUUGGGGGCAAGAGAGCAGUGAUGGACACUGGCAGUAGAAAGUGUAUGCCAUGUGGUCCUGACAAUAAGGGGCGUUGCUUUGGCCCCAGUAUCUGCUGUUCUGAAGAGCUCGGCUGCUACAUAGGAACCCCCGAGAGUGCACGCUGUCUGGAGGAAAGUUUUUUGUCUUCUCCAUGUGAGGCUAGUGGUCGAGUGUGUGGACUGGAAGAGGAUGGACACUGUGCAGCACCUGGGAUCUGUUGUGAUGAAGAGAGCUGUCACAUGGAUGCCAUAUGCGCACAAGGAGAAAUUUACAGUAGCCGCCUGGAUGGAGGAAUGUCUACCCCGGGAGAAUUUGUCCUUAGAUUACUUCAUCUGGCAGAUCGACAGUCUGAAAGGAAAUAAGAUUAGUGAUCACCAAAAUAAUAAUGUAAAAUACUGCUGUUGAUUAAAUAACCCAUUGACGGAUUUAUUUUUUAAUCUAAUUUUUAAUGUUAAUCUGACUUGGAUUGAAAAUAUGUUUGUGGUAUCAAUAAAAUAAACCUUUUACAUCUGA